Messenger RNA from Hemicordylus capensis (graceful crag lizard), 4268 nucleotides. It is a transcript of the gene DIPK2A, whose product is annotated as divergent protein kinase domain 2A. Lineage: Eukaryota; Metazoa; Chordata; Lepidosauria; Squamata; Cordylidae. Bases 356 to 1645 code for a protein of 429 amino acids. The transcript is spliced from 3 exons. Gene Ontology annotation, cellular component: COPI vesicle coat. The record is from RefSeq and is a predicted model, not a curated record. Gene Ontology annotation, biological process: regulation of phosphatidylinositol 3-kinase/protein kinase B signal transduction; cardiac muscle cell proliferation.
GCCUCCCUCUGCCCAGGCGCGCGGCCCUGACUGUCGAGCGGCGGCCGCGACUGUAGCUCCUCCCCCCGAGGAGGUGGAGGGGGGCGGGGCGGUCUUGUCCGGCGGGUUCCCUUGUUGGCGGCGACACCGCCCCUUCGCCCUCCCCCCUCCCUCCCCUUAGUAACUUGGCUGCCUUUUAUCGGGCGAGCCUCGCGGGGGAGAGUUUAUUGGUGCCGGAGCCGCAGCGCGAGGAGUGCGGAGUACGAACGGGGGGGCGAGCGGAGCGCGAGGGGGUCCCCCCGCCGGCUGGUCCGGCCGGCCGGCCAGCCAGCGGGUCGGCCGGUGGCGACGGCAGCGGCGGAGACGACGACGGACGAUGCUCCGGCUGGUGUCGCUGAAGUUGGGGCGGCUUUACCGCUACGUGAAGCUGGCGGCGCUGGGCAUCCUGGCGGCGGCGCUGGCCCUCAACUCGCCUUCGCUGCUGGCCUCGCUGCAGCGCAACGAGCUGACCGAGCGGCGCUUCUUGCAGCUGAAUAAGUGCCCGGCCUGCUGGGGCACCAGCUGGUGCCGCAAGUUCCUCAACGGGCAGCUUCGGCUGGAGAGCUGGGGCCGCCUGCGCCUCCUCGACUUCCUCAACGUCAAGAACGUCUACUUCGCGCGCUACGGGGAGCCCCGCGAGGGCAGCCGCCGCGUCGUCCUCAAGCGCCUGGGCUCCGGGCGGGAGCUCGCCGACCUCGACGCCAAGAUCUGCCGGCGCGCCACCGGGAGGGGGCGCUGCGACCUGCUCCAGGCCCUGCACGCCACCGAGUUCGCCAGCAUCAACGGCGACGUCCGGCUCCUCACCCCCGACGUCGUGGAAGGCUGGUCGGACCUGGUGCACUGCCCCUCGCAGCGCCUCCUGGACCGCCUGGUCCGCCGCUACGCCGAGACCAAGGACUCCGGCAGCUUCCUGCUCCGCAACCUCAAGGACUCGGAGCGCAUGCAGCUCCUCAUCACGCUGGCUUUCAACCCGGAGCCCCUCGUGCUUCAGAGUUUUCCCUCGGAUGAGGGCUGGCCGUUUGCAAAGUACCUGGGAGCAUGUGGAAGAAUGGUGGCUGUGAACUAUGUGGGAGAAGAACUCUGGAGUUACUUCAGUGCUCCAUGGGAAAAACGAGUGGACCUGGCAUGGCAGUUAAUGGAAAUAGCAGAGCAGCUGACAAACAAUGACUUUGAAUUUGCACUCUACCUCCUUGAUGUCAGCUUUGACAACUUUGCAGUAGGUCCAAGAGAUGGGAAGGUCAUCAUUGUGGAUGCUGAAAAUGUUUUGGUGACAGAUAAAAGGCUAAUCAAACAAAAUAAACCUGAAAACUGGGAUGUAUGGUAUGAAAGCAAGUUUGAUGACUGUGAUAAGGAAGCUUGUCUCUCAUUCUCAAAAGAGAUUUUGUGCACUCGUGUCACUGUGGACCACAACUACUAUGCUAUAUGCCAGAAUCUUUUAUCAAGACAUGCCACCUGGCGUGGCACUUCUGGAGGACUUCUUCAUGAUCCUCCAACUGAAAUUGCCAAAGAUGGUCGACUUGAGGCCUUGCUGGAUGAGUGUGCCAAUCCAAAGAAGCGAUAUGGUAGAUUCCAAGCUGCAAAAGAACUACGUGACUAUCUUGGACGAUUAAGUAAUAAUGUGAGGUAGUUUUAUAGUGAGUGGGUGGUUGGAAAUUUUAUGAUGCUAGUGAAUACUCUGGGCAGAAAGACAGAGGCAAAUUAAUUCUGAACCUCAAACAAGAAACAGCCACCAGAACUAGAGAAAACAAAUUCCAUAAAUCUUUAUGGUACUUAGAGGGAUGCUCUGUAUAAACACACAAGGUUACAUAUCCCACUAUACUUUUGGGUCAGAUGAGAAGACUGACAAGCUAAUUGACUUGCUUGUCAAAUGGGACUUCACAUAAACCUGCAUUAGUACCAUAAUUUGAUGAAGUUAAUGCCCUUACUUGGAUAGUCAAGUUAUAUUGGCCUGUUUUAAAGGCUUUUAUUUUUUGAUGUCACUGUCUGAUUGUGUUUGUGGAUUCUCUCUUCUUCUUCUUUUUUACAUUCAUACAACUUAGGUAUUUAUAUACAUGCUGAUAAUCCUUAGGUGUGUCUCACUGUUCCUGAAACUGGUGGGUUUUCAUUUGAUGCUCUGCAGUACUUGAGUACAGGAUUCAUACACGUACUCUGAUGUUGAGUUCCUUUCACUGUUUCUAUGCCUUAUUAAGGAUGUGCUUAUAAAAAGCAGUCAAAAUAGUGUGAGCAUAAACCUAGUCAUAUUUGAAUUGUUUAAUUCUACUGCAGGUAGGUAGUGCUUCACAAACUGGUUAAAUGUAAAAUUGCAUCUUAAUUCCAAUAGGAAAUAUUUCUGUCAACAAGGAAUCACUGUAUAAGAAACUCUCUUAACAAAGAUGAUUGGAGGUUUGGGAAGAAGCAGUACAACUACUCAGAAUGAAAAUACAAACAUCUUGUUUAGUGAAUCAUAAGCCAAAGAAAAUGGUUGUUUCAGUCUCUAGUCGUUUAAACAAAAUUAUGUACUGUAGUGACAUGAACCCACUGACGACUCAGGUUUCAGUGGGUUUUUAGCUAUUUUGGGGAGAAAUUUUCUACUAGUUAAAAUCUUAGGAAACUCCACAUGCAAAAGACAAAAUGUCUAGCAUUUGUUAUGCAUUAUUCACAGUUCUGCUGAAUGUGCAAUGUAAUGAUUUUUUUUACUGAAUUUUCAGCCAUGAGGUUGACUACUUAAUGUGACUGCUCUUCAUGAUUACUGUAGAGGUCUUGCAUUGCAUUCUGUCUUUUCAGUUGCAAUUCAGUCUUUGUAAUGGUGAGCAUACCUGAAAUUGCUACCAUAAAUUGGAAGUUGCAAGAGAAACUGAAUCACUGCUACACUUCCUUUUUUUUUGGAAGGUUGAUUUCCUGUUCCUUUUCACAUGAUAGCAGCUGCUGAGUUGAUUUUUGUCAUUGUAAUGAAAUUCUGAUCUUGAGCAAAGUCUGUUGGUUACAGGGGCAGCUACAAAUAAACUGUGAUUAGCCAAAAUUACUCAAGUUGGAGUAAGAUGGGCUUGCACAUUCUGAAGAUUAUUGCUAUGGUACUGAAAUAUAUCCAGAUAGGUGAAACAAAACAGUAGAAGAGGGAUGAAAAUACCCAGAGUUUUCAAAACAGUGAAAUUGUGUUUUUGUUAUUUUAAAAAAAUUGCAAAGCCCUUUCAUCCACUUCUAUUUGGGCUGUGUAGUAGUAACAUCUGGCUGUUUAUCUGCAGAUAGUGGCUGACAUGCAGACUAACAUUGUGCUAGCAUUAGGAGGAAAGGCUGACUUUUGCUGAUCCUCCCUCUCCUCUGAAGCGAAGCCCACCAUGCCCUCACGCAAAUGUCUCUUAGGAACUGAAGCCUGAGGCCUUCAGAGAGAAGGGGAGAUGGGCAAAGCUUACUCUUUCCCUGUAAUGGCAUCACAGCAUUAGUCUGGCUAGCAGCCAAUGACUCUACAGUAUAGCUUUGUGUCGUUUCCUUGUUGGAUUGGGCUUUGCCUACUGCAAGAAGAAUGCUUGCUGUGGCAACUUUUCACCUUCAACUUCUAUGGGCACAAUCCGGAGCACAUCAGACAUGCUUAGAAGCUACUGAAAUGAUCUAGAGUAAGUGUCUAGAUCCCAGUUAUUUCAGGAAGAGUAGCCUUGCCGAACUUUCUUUGGAUUUCUCUGGACAUUGUCAUAGGAUUUGUUUUACUUCAGUUUGUUGGCUUUGAUUUGGCUCAAGUCUUGAGCAAAACACGUGAGACUGAACACUAGCCUGCCACAAAAGGCCUUGAUUUACCACAAUUUUAAGUUAAUAUUCACAUUUCCUGAUGAAUGAGAUGUAUGAUUGCUGUAGGCUUUAAACAACACAAAACACUGCCAAGCUGUUGAGGCAGUUCAGCUGCCAAAUGUUCCUUGUGAGGUUGGGGUCCAUUGUUCCCCCUUGAAAAUGUGCUGAUACACAGGAUUCUAUUUACAAAAGGAGUCCACAAUAUUCAGUCUACAGGGAAAACACCUAUGUGGAAAGCAAUAAGUUUUCUUCAAUUUGCACCUAUCAAGUAUUUAUUGUACAAGGACAGUUUAUAUUUUUAGUCAUUGCCCAUGGAUAAUGGUGAAAUAUUUUUGAAUGAGAUGUUUGGGGUUUGUAUGUGCAUAAAACUUGUCUUUUGUACUGUAAGUUACUGUUUAAUUUGAUUAUCAAAACUGUCUCCUGUGCCUUUAUACUAAGGUUGUUUUUACAACUUCUCUUGACUCUUAAUAAUAAAAAAUUACUUAAAGAAA